GGACCACCAGGGGCCCAGCCAUGAUGAAGGAGCUCAAGAGCAAAGCCUUCUGGAGGGCGGUUCUGGCCGAGCUGCUGGGCAUGACGCUCUUCAUAUUCCUCAGCAUAGGGGCGGCCAUAGGGAACCCCAACAACAGCAACCCCGACCAGGAGGUGAAGGUGUCGCUGGCCUUCGGGCUGUCCAUCGCCACCCUGGCGCAGAGCCUGGGCCACAUCAGCGGCGCCCACCUCAACCCCGCCGUUACCCUGGGACUGCUGGCCAGCUGCCAGAUCAGCCUUCUCAAGGCCGUCAUGUACAUCGCCGCGCAGAUGCUGGGGGCGGCGGUGGCCAGCGGCAUCGUCUACGGGGUCCGUCCGGAGAACGUCACGGCGCUGGGGGUCAACAGCUUAAAUAACAUCAGCUCGAGUCAGGGCAUAGGCGUGGAGCUCUUGGCCACCUUCCAGCUGGUCCUGUGUGUCCUUGCCGUGACAGAUAAAAGACGGCGUGAUGUCACAGGAUCCGCCCCACUAGCAAUUGGGCUCUCAGUGGCCCUGGGACACCUAACAGCCAUCAGCUUUACUGGGUGUGGAAUUAACCCUGCCCGGUCCUUCGGCCCAGCUGUCAUCAUGGGUGACUUUGAGAACCACUGGGUGUACUGGGUGGGGCCCAUGUGCGGAGGUGUGGCAGCAGCCCUGAUCUACGACUUCCUGCUCUACCCCAAAUACGACGACUUCCCUGAGCGCAUGAAGGUUCUGGUCAGUGGCCCAGAUGGUGACUACGACGUCAAUGGACCAGACGAUGUGCCAGCAGUCGAAAUGUCCUCGAAAUAAAAUUAACUGUAUCAAUCCGUGUACAGUUCUUUAGAGUUUUACCUGUCCAACUGUAAAGCCAUGGUCAUAUCUGUUCUGGACAUUUUCACCCUCUUAAAUGAAUACAGGUCAAGGUCAUCAAUUUUAGCUGUGCAGUGUUAUAAUUUUGAUUUUGCAAAUUCACUUGAUUUAUUAUUUUUGUUUGUUUUUUUGCCAAGUCACAAAUUAGUCAAAUGGAAAUUGCAUUUCUUGAGCGCGCACUUUGAUUUCUUCAGUACUUGAGAAAUGUUACAGGAUACUUCCCUUUAAGUACUCUUAAUUUCAGCAUUUAGGUAGAAUUGUACUUGCUUCUGGAAACAGAUGUGUUCCUUUUUGUAAAUGUAUAUGUAUGUGUAAUUUUUUUAAACUAUAUUUGUAUUAUUUGUUCACAACUGCAUUCUUUUCUGUCACUUUUUGAUAAUUAAAGUACCUUAUGGUA
Messenger RNA from Conger conger (European conger), 1266 nucleotides. Its product is annotated as aquaporin-1-like. The transcript has 4 exons. Gene Ontology annotation, cellular component: membrane. Gene Ontology annotation, molecular function: carbon dioxide transmembrane transporter activity; water channel activity; glycerol transmembrane transporter activity. The record is from RefSeq and is a predicted model, not a curated record. Gene Ontology annotation, biological process: hyperosmotic response; renal water transport; carbon dioxide transmembrane transport. The coding region runs from base 21 to 809 and encodes 262 amino acids. NCBI's taxonomy places the organism in Eukaryota, Metazoa, Chordata, Actinopteri, Anguilliformes, Congridae.